Rodentolepis nana is the source of this 504-nucleotide messenger RNA. The record is from the annotation of a GenBank genome assembly. Lineage: Eukaryota; Metazoa; Platyhelminthes; Cestoda; Cyclophyllidea; Hymenolepididae.
AUGCCUCGUGAUCGUUCUCGAAGUCCUGUAUCACGUCGAAAACGUUCAAGAUCACGUUCUCGUGAUCGGCAUAGGGAUAGGCACGAUAGAGACUAUGAUAGACACCGUCGAGUUAGAGAUGACCGUAGGGAUGAGGAUCGUUAUCGACGGGACCGAACUCCUGAUAGAGAGAAAAGACGAAGACGUCGGGAUUCCUCCGAAGAAUAUCGCGGUAAGGAUCAUCGGGGCGGAAAACCUCGAAGAGAUGAUCGCUCAAGCACUCCAGAGUCUCAUGAUGCCACACAGGAACCUACUACUAUCGAAGACAAAGAAGUUAAGGAACCACAAACGGAGGAAGAAAAGCAAAUGAUGAAAAUGCUUGGAUUCUUCAAUUUCGAUUCCACUAAAGGAAAGCAUGUCACUGGUAAUAACGUAUAUGUUGCAAAUAUCCAGAAGAAGCGAAAAUACAGACAGUAUAUGAAUCGUCGUGGUGGAUUCAAUAGGAAAUUGGACCCAAUCACUUAA